GGGGCGCGCCGGGGUACAGGGGACCGGUGACGGGCCACACUCGGUGCCCUCGGGGCCCCCUCGUCACAUAUAAGACCGGCUCGCGGGGCGCGCGGCCCCACUGAUCCGUCCAGACAGGACCAGAAGUGUGUGUUGUCUGAGAUAACGGACAGGGAGUCUGGGUGAGGUGGGACGAGAAGUGAUUAAAAGGAGAUCAGUUAUGAAGGUCACUGGCCCGCUGCUGGUGGCAGCGCUGUUGGCCGUCAGCGCAGCCGCACCGAGUCCCCAGCUCCGUCUGCGCCAGUCCAAACCGCGUCUCAGUCUACCACCGGAGUCACGGCACGACUCAACACCAGAGCAUCAUCUCGAUCUCGCAGUCAAGCCGCGGCUCAACCGGGCGUCCCGGCCCCGCCUCGAGCCGCGCGCGGAGCCCCGUCACGGCUGGGGCACCUACUUCCCGGUGGCGCAGUACGAGCUGGCCCCUCCGCGCCUGGCCAAGCUGCCGUCACCGCGGCCCGUGCGCCGCUACAGAGCCGGCAGCGUCCACGACCGGCACGCGGCCGCCGGAGGUCCGCACGGGGUGGUCUCAGCCAUCCUGGACGAGUCGUUCCGCCCGCCGUCCAGCAUCCUCUUCAACGGCGAGAACUGGCAGUCGUCAGCGGCGGGCGCGGCAGACACACUGUUCAGGACCAGGGCGGAUGUCGCCACUGGAGGGGAAGCAGAAGAGGCGAGAGUCUCAUCCCAGGCUUCUGGAGCUGUGGUUGAUGAGGACAGUGAGACAGCAGAAGUCUCCCAGACGUCGUCGACUAGUGAAUUGGACGUUAACAUUUCGUCCGAAGCGUCUGGAUCAGUAGUCAGCGAAGGCGAUGCCUCUUCGGAGUCGACUGAGUCAGCAUCUGCAUCAAGCAGCACAGGAGCAGACAUAAUUUCGGAGGCAUCGUCAUCUUCUUCAUCUGCUUCAGAGGAAUCUUCAGCAUCCUCUUCAGCAAGUGGAACGGGAACCAGCGUCUCCUCGGAAGCCUCGGGAUCUGUGGGAGGUGACGAAGGUGCUUCUUCAGAAUCCUCCUCCGCAUCAUCCUCAACCUCUUCGGAGAGCAGCCAGUCUUCCUCCUCUUCAGGCAAUAGUGAGCCCUCUUCAGGCGAUAGUGAACCCUCUUCAGGCGACAGCGAGUCCUCUUCUUCAGGCGACAGUGGGUCCUCUUCUUCGGGCGACAAUGAGUCCUCAUCCUCGGAAAGCAGCGAGUCCUCAUCAUCUUCCGACACCUCCAGUUCCGGCUCUUCAGCCGACGAUGAAUCCUCAUCAUCCGCCGAAGAGAGCUACGAAGACACGCUCCCAUACUGGAACGACCCCACUGUGCUUGACCUCGGAUACCUCCCCGUGCCUCAGUCGGGCUACGGCCGCAAGCUGAGGGCAAAAGUGCAACCUCAGUAUCAACAGGAGGAACAGGAGAGCGUGGAGACGAAUCAAGGAGAGGCCGAUGCCGAAAACGUCAGUGACGACGGAGAAGACGAAACAGGCCAGGAGGAGAUAGCAGAGGCCAGCGCCAGUCAAGAGGAAGACAGUGGCGAUGCCACUUCAGCUGAAGCAGGCGGUGCUGUCGAAGAGAGCGAUGAGGGUUACGCCGAUUCAGGAGCAAGUUCGUCUCCGACCUCCGAGGCGGAGGUCAACGUUUCAUCUGAAGCAUCAGGUUCUGCAGAAACCAGCGGAGAAGCGGAAACGGAGUCAUCGGAUUCGGAAGCGAUUUCGUCAACUUCGGAAACCGAUGUGAAUAUUUCGUCCGAGGCGUCGGGUUCCGUUGAAGGAGAAAAUGAAACUUCAGAAUCAAUCGACUCGGCGUCAGCUUCUUCAGAGGGCGAAGUCAGCGUCUCAUCUGAAAGCUCUGUGACCACCGAAGAAGACAACAACGCCAGCUCUCAAGACACAGCUUCUUCCUCAGACGGUGAAGUGGACAUUUCAUCCCAAGUUUCGGGAGCCCCCGAUAGCAGCGAUGAUAUCACAUCCGACUCGACAUCUGUUUACAUCGCAGAAGACAGUGAAGCAGAUGCUGCUCCCGAAGUAGACGGCUCUGGUGAAGGCAUCGAUACCGACGAUGUUAGCUCAUCUGAGUCUUCCUCUUCAUCAUCUGACAGUGAAGUAUCCAUCUCAUCUGAAGCUGGCGGCAGCGUCGAGGGAGUGAACGCCAGCUCUGAGACCUCAGCUUCAGCCUCGUCCUCUUCUUCAGAUACGCUGGACACUUCUGAAGCAGCCGACCACAGCACACCCGACGCAGACGACGACUCUACGUCAGCAGUCCUGUACGAGAUAUUCGACGUCGAGCAGACUCCCGCUGCUGAUGUCGGCGUCGCUGUGGAAGCUCAAGACACAGAAACCGCAGAAGUGGCUGAUACAGAGACUGAUGUCAAGGUCUCCCUAACCUCUUCCGCCGCUGGCUCAGUGUUGGGCGACGGCGACACCAGCUCCGCCGAAGCCUCAGACUCAAUCUCGAGCGGCAGCGACGCAGCUGAUGAGGGCGAAACUGCCAGCAGCAGCGAGGCUGAGGUUUCACCAGCCGCCGACGAGACUACCGAGUCUGAGCAGUCUGAGGCGUCUGAAUCCAACGAAUCUGAAUCCGAAACUCUCUCUGACAGCGCGGACGAUUCGUCCAGCUCGCCUUCCGACACCUCUCCACCAGUCCUCACACCGCGUCCUCCCGUGAUUCCCUUCCCACCACCAUACCACCGACCCGUCACCGGCUUCUCCUUCCCCGUACCCAGCUACGGCAUCCGCAAGACCUUCUACCGCGAGAAGAGCGACGGCUACCGCACCGUCGAGACGCACCGGCUGCACCAGAACUACCUGAAGGUGGUGGGCGCCGACCACGGCUCCAGCCAGCGCCAGCAGCUCAUCCGGGAGCCCACCUGGUCGUCUCUGACGGGCAGUGGACGCUUCGUGCCCAGAUUCUACACAAGGAGCUACGUGGGGGCAGCGCCGCCACCAGCGGGGUAUCAGUCGUAGUGGUUAGGAGUGAGUGUGGGUGUGCGAGCAGUUAGAUGCAUGUUGAAUGCGACGUUGUGCAGUGUGAAGGAAAUAGCAGUACGAGAAGCGCUACGUCAGACAUAAUGUCACCGAAGAAACGUCCGUUAUAUGUGUUGAGAGCUUGUGGAAUCCGGUAAUAGUAUGAGUUGAUUGUUAUCACUAUGUGCAAUGGAGCAGCAGUAAGUAGUUAAACAACUGUUGUAAGUUGUUUAUCUUUUCCAGGAAAGAAUGCCUAUGUAAGCGUGUCCGAUGCGUGAAAUAAAACAAAGUCAUUAUGAAA
Molecule: messenger RNA, 3275 nt
Organism: Amphibalanus amphitrite
Lineage: Eukaryota; Metazoa; Arthropoda; Thecostraca; Balanomorpha; Balanidae
Product: streptococcal hemagglutinin-like
Exons: 2
Coding region: 200-2974 (924 amino acids)
Source: RefSeq, a predicted model, not a curated record